Messenger RNA from Coregonus sp. 'balchen', 2708 nucleotides. The record is from the annotation of a GenBank genome assembly. NCBI's taxonomy places the organism in Eukaryota, Metazoa, Chordata, Actinopteri, Salmoniformes, Salmonidae.
CUAGUGAUGGGUCAUGCGCACAAGCAUCGGCUCUGAGAGCCGGCUCUUUGUAGUGAAUCAGAAGAGCCGGCUCGCAUCGAGUGAGAGCCGGCUCCCAGUUUUUUGCCCAUUCGCUGCUUAGGUUUCACUUUCACAGAGGUCUGUUAUGAUUGGCCAGCAUGGCGACCAGCAUGCGGCAUUCACGUGAGAAUUAAGGAUGUGUAAACAGAGAGGGGGCGGGGCAGACACACCACUUGACUCCACUGCAAGUGAAGAGAGAGACAGAGCGGACUGAGGAGCGUGUGUGCGUCUUGCAUUGUCGUGUCGUUUAACUAUGAGUGACACUAGAAAGCGAAGCAGCAUCUGGCUGCAGUUUAAAGAUAUUGGGAACAAGAAAGCAGAGUGCCUUCACUGCAAAACGAAGGUCACUAUAAGAGCAGGUUCCACCACAAACCUGCAUAGACAUACAAGAACUGUCCAUCCUACAGUGCAGUUAGAGGAGAGAGGGCAAGCCAGCUCACCAUCUACUGAUCCUGGUGUGUCUCAUACCAGAACAACAGCUGCUGUAACGUCUACUGCCAUCCCCAUGCGUGCAAGUAUAACCUCUCCUACUGCAACUCAAAGCAAAAUAAGUCAGUUUUUACCUAAACUGAUGACCCCAGCCAAACAGCACAGUAUUGAUGAUGAGUUGGCUAAAAUGGUAGCUUCUGAUUUUCAACCCUUUUCCAUUGUGGAGGACAAAGGAAUGAAAAACUUUGUCAAAGCCCUAAAUCCCACAUACACUCUACCCAGUAGAAAAACACUUUCCCAAACAAUGAUCCCAAAACUAUAUGACACAGAACGUGCAUUAUGGCAAGAAAGGGUGACAAAAGCUCCAUCAGUUUGCCUGACAACUGACUGCUGGACCUCCAGAACAACCUGCUCUUUCAUGUCUGUCACUUGCCACUUUAUUGAAGAUUACAAGAUGACAUCUUGCCUUCUGGACUGCUUCGAGUUCACCGACAGACACACUGCAGAAAACUUGGCAGUGGAGCUACUAAGAGUGGCAAAAGAGUGGCAAGUAGAGGACAAAGUGGUGUGCUGUGUGAGUGAUAAUGCUGCAAACAUCACCAAAGCCAUAAAAGUUUUGAAGUGGACCCAUCACCCAUGUCUGGCGCAUACACUAAACCUGGUGGUUAGAGAUGCUCUGAAGGUGAUCAAAACAACCGUGGAUAAGGUGAAGGCUGUUGUGGAGUUUUUCCACAAAAGCACAGUAGCAGCACAGAAGCUAAAGUCCACACAGCGCCAAAUGGGGAUUCCUGAACUGAGGCCCAAACAAGAGUGUGCCACCAGGUGGAACUCAACAUUUGAUAUGUUGAAACGAAUGCUUGAAAUAAAAGAUGCCAUCAUCUCCACCCUGGCCCUCAUCAACGCAUCUAUUGAGCCAUUAAGCCAAGAGGAAUGGGAGCUGGUGAAAGAGGUCUGCGCCGUCCUGCAACCAUUCCAGGAGGUGACUGUGGAGAUAAGUGCAGACAGGUACCUAGAACCAUGAAGCAUUGUUUUCUCUACUACUAUUCAGUCACUAUUAUACAUUGCAAACACAACACAUACAGUAUAAUGCAUCACGUAUAAUAUGCCACAUACUUUUAAAAAACUAAAUUCUAAAAGUUGCUGUUUUCUCUCCUUCAGCUAUGUCACAGCCUCGAAAAUGCUCCUGCUUUGCAAAGGUCUGCAGCUGGUGACAGCCGAGAACCAAUGGACAGUAACUGUGCAGAAAGUGAAGGAAUUAGUUGCAGCUCUUUGUUCAGCCAUGGACCGCAAAUUUCUGCGGAUGGAGUACAACACUGUCCUUUCAGAAAACUACCUUAUUGGAUCCAAGGUUUAAAAAACUUGCCUUCAGUGAUCGUAGAGCUGUUGAUGAAGCUCUUCAGAGGAUUAGUGCAGCAGCAGCAGCAAAAUGCACCCCCAGCAGCCAGCCAGCUCCACCAUUACAGGGCCAAGUGGAGGAGGAGCAGCAAACCUCUGCUGUUUGGAGGCUUUUUGAUGACAGAGCUACAGGAGAUGCUUCAAGGAGAAAUCCGACAGCUGAUGCUAUAAUGGAGGUGAGGAGCUACCUUGAGGAGCCCCUCAUCCAGAGAGCAGAAGACCCACUGAGCUGGUGGCAGGCCAAGGCCUCAGUCUUUCCACUCCUGGUGAAGGUGAUGGAGGGGAGACUAUGUAUUGUUGCCACAUCAGUUCCUUCUGAGAGAAUCUUCUCCAAAACAGGGCAGAUACUCACGGAGAGGCGAAAUCGUAUCAGGCCUAUCAGCCCAUCCAAGCUGAGGCAUCUGAUCUUCCUGAAUGCCAACCUGCCCUGAGGACUAAUGCUGUUUGCUGGAGUUUGGUUCUGGUUUUGAUUCUGUUCUGUGGAUUUGUUUGAAGUUUAUUGUUAAUUUGUGCAAUAAAAAAGUUUAAUUGAAAUAAACAAAUGUAAGAGUGGUUUUGUCACAGAAUAAAUGCACAGAAUUAGGCAUUAUAAGGUCUCUCAUAAAAACACUGAAAGCAAAAGGGUUUUCAACACAUAAACCAUGAUUUUUUUUCAAAGUUAAGGUAAAAUAUAGGCUACAAAAGAUCCUAAAUAAAGAGCCGUUCGGGAGUCGAAAGAGCCGGCUCUUCUUUGGGAGCCGAGUCAAAAGAGCCGGCUCUCAGAAAAGAGCCGAACUUCCCAUCAUUAACAGCUACUGUGUAGACAGACAGGAAAAGUUCAAACU